Messenger RNA from Acaromyces ingoldii, 1053 nucleotides. Its product is annotated as NAD(P)-binding protein. Bases 106 to 1011 code for a protein of 301 amino acids. The transcript has a single exon. Gene Ontology annotation, molecular function: oxidoreductase activity. The record is from RefSeq and is a predicted model, not a curated record. Gene Ontology annotation, cellular component: endoplasmic reticulum. Lineage: Eukaryota; Fungi; Basidiomycota; Exobasidiomycetes; Exobasidiales; Cryptobasidiaceae.
AUCGUAUGAUUGAGGAACGGCCUCUGAUAAAUAGAAGGCACCACCUCUCUUUCCCACCGAUCUUUGCCUUCCCCCAGUCCAAGCACGACGAAGAAGAGGACCCAGAUGACUGCUGUGACGAUCGAUCCCAGUAGGAGCUCGCUGCGGCGCUACCACCACGCCAAUGGCGCCGGCUCGUCCUCUGAGGCGCCCUAUGCGCUGGUGACGGGCGCGACGGGAGGCAUGGGCGAGGAGUGGGCUUACCAGCUCGCCGAGCAGGGCUUCAACGUCAUUAUCCAGGGACGCAACAGAUCCAAGCUCGAGUCAGUGCGCGACACGAUCCUCGAGCGCACAUCGCACGCUCGCAAGGUGGAGCUGCUCGUGUGCGAGGCCACCGUCUUCCCCAACCCCACGCUGACGUCGACCCUCACGGCGCUCCUGGCGCGGCCCGACAUUCGCCUGACAAUUGUCAUCAACAACCUCGGUGUCCAGUCGGACGGCUAUCCGGCUCUCGACGAGAUCUCGUCCGAGGAAAUGUCGGGCAUCAUUCUUGCCAACACCAUCUUUCCCGCCGAGGUGUCGCGCAUCGCACUGCCGCACCUCAAGACGCACCAGCCCAGCCUCCUCGUCGUCAUUACCAGCCUGGCCGCCUGGGUGCCCACGCCCUACUUGAGCCCAUACGCAGGCACAAAGGGCUUCGAUGUCGCCUUUUCCAAGGCCCUCUACAACGAGAUGCGCUCCGAGCAGCAGCAGGUCGACGUUGUCUGCAUGGCCCCAGGCCAGGUGGCGUCGAACCUGUACAAGGGCCCCAUCACACUCAUGGCACCCACCUCGGAGGACUGGGUCCGCUCAGCGAUCCACUCGCUCCGCCCUGGCUGGCUCUUCACGCGGCCAGCUCCACAGAUUACGCCCUACUGGCCUCAGUACCUCGGCCAUCUCUUUCAGAGCCUGAUGCCAUCCAUUGUCGGUGACAGCAUCAGCAUCUCCAUGGUCAGGGCCAUGCGUGCCGAGCACCUGGCAAAGUCAAAGUAGUAGACGGAUCCUUGUACAUGUCAUGAUAUGACGAUACCCUGC